Messenger RNA from Moneuplotes crassus, 737 nucleotides. Lineage: Eukaryota; Ciliophora; Spirotrichea; Euplotida; Euplotidae. The record is from the annotation of a GenBank genome assembly.
AAUCAUGAUGCUUCAGAGUUCUAAUUCUUUGUUUCCAAAACUCUUAUUCUCGGCUGUGGGAAUGACUUCAAUAGCAUAUCUAAAAUAUAUCAGCAUGGUAAAUGCGAAGGCUCGGAGAAACCCCUUAACACAGAUUUUAUCUAAAAUCCCAAAAGAUAUUAAAGACCUUGGUGAGUUUACUCAGUUCGAAAUUAUUGCUAUCACCAAAAGAAACACGAUCAAAAAUAAAUCUGUUGGAAAGCAAAGAAUAGGACUUCCCUCCAAACUUUCACAAAGAGAUACUGAAGCAAGUACUAGCCAUCUUGAAGAAGACCUAGAAGGGUCUCUCAGAAGAUCUUCUUCUGAAAAAAUCCCUUCAAUUAAUUACAAAGAACCCAAUGCUAGAUCAAAACAUUCUAACUCUGAAUUGACAUCAAGAAGCUGAAAUUCAUGACUAUACAAACUAAAGAGCAUUUUGAAGUCUUCUUGAGCUGAUAAAAUUCAAACUCCUCGAUAUGUUCAGUUCGACUUAUAAAUAACUUAAUUUCCCAUAAAAAUCUUGGCAAAUUUCAAUCAAAAAUCUCCAAUAUCUAAAUUUUACUACUAUCUUCAGAUGUAUCUCUACUAAUGAAGAAGCGAAAGGCAUUAAUGGAAGGAAAAUAGUUCUGAGCAACCAGAAACACUUCCAAGUGCCAAACUCUCAAGAGUAAUAACGAAUGCACGGACUUGAAUAUCUCAUGACCAAAAAUAAGCUAUAA